Molecule: messenger RNA, 718 nt
Organism: Magnolia sinica
Lineage: Eukaryota; Viridiplantae; Streptophyta; Magnoliopsida; Magnoliales; Magnoliaceae
Product: style cell-cycle inhibitor 1-A
Exons: 4
Coding region: 104-586 (160 amino acids)
Source: RefSeq, a predicted model, not a curated record
GUGGGCCCAUGCAAGCUACACCCGCGAACGAGAGAGAGCGAGAGAGAGAGGGAGAGGGCGCUAACAAUCUCAUAUUCUUCCCGGAAAAGAGAGAAAUCGAGAAAUGGGAAGAAGCGAGGAGAAAUCAAGGAAGCGGCACUCUCCUUCUAUCCCCUCCGAAGAUGAAAACAGAAGCAAGAAGCACAGAACGAGAGAUGACAGAGAGAGGAAGGGAGAGAAGAAGACGGAGAAGAAGAAGGACGAGAGGAAAGAAAAAGAUAAGAGCAAGAAAUCCCACAGAAGCUCCACAAAACGCGAAGAGAGAGGAAUGAAGUCUGAUGAUAAGCGCAACCGCAAACAUAGUAAAAGCAAUCGUUACACGGAUUUCAAAGAGCUGUCCAAUGAUGACUACUUCGCCAAGAACAAUGAGUUCUCAACCUGGUUGAAGGAAGAGAAAGGGUUGUUUUUCUCUGACCUCUCAUCUGAGGAUGCACGCAAGCUGUUCUCGGGCUUUGUCAAGGAUUGGAACAGCCAAAAGCUGCAAUCCCAUUACUAUGAAGGUAUCACAACUGGGCCUCGGUCAGCCCAUAACUGGAAAUUUAAGUAGUGUAUAUGAUAUAGGUGCAAUAGUUUCCUUCAAAGCUUGGAAAUGAUGUUCCUUUUGUUGUUCAUUCUGUGCACUUCCUUAUGUACUAAGCAUACCCCAAAUGCAGUUACAAUACAGAAAUCUCUUUCCUUA